AUGGCCAAAUUCACGGUCCCUGAAUUGAAGGGCGACGAAAACUUCGUUGCCUGGAAAGCAGCCAUUCGCAACAGCCUCGGCGCCGCAGGCCUGAUCGUACACAUCGAACCGAUUACACCGAAAGGCGCCACCCCGGUACCAACGGCAGGCAUGCUCCCUCAGCCUACAACACCCUCAACAACCUCUGCAGAGUCCUCCACAGCAGGCUCUCUCGCCACCCCGGCAUUCGCCCUCGACUCACCAGAAUACCUGGCCUGGUAUACAGGCCGCUGCAAAGCUGUAGGAAUCAUCAUGGCCACCCUCACCGAUCCUACAGUGGUUCAGACCCUUCGUCGUCUGUCGCACAAUACCAGCAUAGGCAAGCUCUCACGCCGUGAACUUCUACGCGAGAUAUCUUCCCCACGACGUGAGAACUUUGAUAGCAUGUUCAGCCUAAUCAACAAGCUACAGCUCCUCAAAGACCAAAUUCAAGCCACAGGCAUCGACAUCAGCGACGACCAUGCCCUCCAGAAUGCCCUCAGUUCCGUUGAAGAUGCAUACCCUAACGAACUGCUGCUGUGGCCCAGAUAG
Molecule: messenger RNA, 570 nt
Organism: Lasiosphaeria miniovina
Lineage: Eukaryota; Fungi; Ascomycota; Sordariomycetes; Sordariales; Lasiosphaeriaceae
Exons: 2
Coding region: 1-570 (189 amino acids)
Source: RefSeq, a predicted model, not a curated record